Paraphaeosphaeria sporulosa is the source of this 1811-nucleotide messenger RNA. RefSeq lists its product as uncharacterized. The annotation marks the transcript as partial. The record is from RefSeq and is a predicted model, not a curated record. The transcript is spliced from 3 exons. NCBI's taxonomy places the organism in Eukaryota, Fungi, Ascomycota, Dothideomycetes, Pleosporales, Didymosphaeriaceae.
CGACAGACCUGCUCCACACCUUUCCCAACUCCGCCGCGCUCUCAACUACACUCGGGGCCCCGCUGAUGGCAGCAGGCGCAAUGGCGAAUAGCGACGAGCUCAAGCGCGCCGAGACGGGCCUGCGAAUAGCGCAGCUCAAGUUCAAGCAAGCUCUCAAGCGCGAAGACAGCUCGUGGCAGCUCUCUCCCGUCUCCCUCGAGUCCAGCACAAGCUUCUGCAACCAUAUCGACGCGGUUCUCCAGCGGAACACGACGGACAACGUCCAGACUUGCAAGAAGUGGAUAGCCGAACACAUAGCUUCUUCAAGACCCCGCAUUGCACUGCUGGGUGAAUACUUGGUGGCCGUCUCCAAGUCUAUUGUCGUUGAACAGCCCGCCAAAUCGGCCAAGGCCGCCCGCUGUCGCCUCGCUGUGCUCCUCGUCAUCAGUGAUGUCUUGCACGCGGACAAGUUCCACCGCAACAAUGGCGCAACAUCGGGAGCUAUUGCCGUCCAUCUAAUACCAUACAUUGAGAAGCUCGCAGAGCUUGCGGCACUCGCUGUGCCCGGAAAGAACUCGCUGGCUGGACAUAAGUUGAAAGCCGUCUUCAACUCUUUGGCCGCCACUGCCUGCAUCAGUGCUGGGGACUUCGAGUCUAUUCGCGAGCGAGUAGACGAAGGAGUCGCGGUAGCGCAGGGUGCUACACCCCAGUUGAAGAGGACACAUGCGCUGCCUGACUGGUUUGGUGACCGGAGCGUCCCAUGGCACGAGCUAUCUGCAUCUCAUAUGGUCGAGCCUCUCUUAAAGAAUCCGGAUCGUCCGAUACCCACGAAUGCGAUCAACGCGACUCGAUUCGACCAAAAACAACCUUCAGAACGCACGCGCAAGCUGCUCGACAAUUACUUCGAAAACAUCGACCUGCACUACGUACCGACAGCAGACAAUCCGACCGGCGAGACGAAGAAGUACAAGUUAUGGCUCGAUUCCAUGGGUCAACUAGUAAAGCAGAAUAAGGAGACGGGCGAAGUAGUAACCGUCUGCAACGGCUACGGAUGGUCGACCCAGUUCUGCCAGCAGAUGCAAGCCAAUGGCAUUCCUGACAGGGUCACGGAGCUCAGAGAGGAAUACUCAGAGAAAUCUGCGCGGGAGCUCCGUGAGAGCCGUUGGAGAUCUGAUGUGCAUGGUUACGGACCCGAUUUGCGAUCGCCGCGGCGUCGAUUUUCUUACAGCUCCGAGAAGUCGAAUGGCCGUCCCAGCCGGUUCGAAGAUAGAGGACGGCCUUCGCAAGACAACCAUAAUCGCAAGCGUCCGCAUGACAGGCAAUCGCGUUGGAAUGACAACCAGAGCGGCUUUCCCGACCCUAUGCCUAACAGGUCUGCACCAGCUGCACAGCCUCGCGGCUCCAACGCGCCAAAUGCGUAUCCUAACAUGUCUAUGCCUCAACAGGUGUUUCCUCCUCCUCCGCCGCCGCCGCCACCACAUCAUGCUGCUGGGUUUGUGCCACCACCCCCACCGCCACCGCCUCCUGGACAAUUUCCCGGAUAUCCGAUGCAAGGCUUUCCGCCACCGCCGCCACCGCCUCAGCACUUUCAUGGUGCAGGUGGCCCACCACCGCCUCCACCUCCGCCAAACUUUCAGGGUCCAUUUCAUGGUGCACCUCCGAAUGCCGGAGACUUCCAGAACAACGCGUAUCAGUUUGGACUCAACACUCCACCAUAUCACGCCAAUCGCGGCGGAUAUGCAGGGCAGACGCAGGGGAACCCACGAGGAGGCUUCCAAGGUGGACAAAGAGGUGGAUUCCGCGGCGGAUUUCAGGGUCAAGCGCGUGGUCAG